Molecule: messenger RNA, 199 nt
Organism: Perkinsus marinus ATCC 50983
Lineage: Eukaryota; Perkinsozoa; Perkinsida; Perkinsidae
Exons: 1
Source: RefSeq, a predicted model, not a curated record
GGACCAUUGAGGUCGAAGGAUCGUCGAGAGGUGUGCAAAGCAGUCCAACUGAAGCCAUGGGGACUCCGGUUGAGAUUGCGAUCGUUGGCGUCGUUGAAGACCGAAAACGAAGUUAUCUCGGCCCUGAAGGGUUCUGUAUUAGGAGCGCGGACAGCACGGUUGCUGGGUGGAAACCAUGGAACGGAUCUGGCCAGUCUGG